Molecule: messenger RNA, 3972 nt
Organism: Doryrhamphus excisus (bluestripe pipefish)
Lineage: Eukaryota; Metazoa; Chordata; Actinopteri; Syngnathiformes; Syngnathidae
Product: protein crumbs homolog 1-like
Biological process (GO): Notch signaling pathway
Molecular function (GO): calcium ion binding; Notch binding
Source: RefSeq, a predicted model, not a curated record
GGCCAUACAAUAGAAACGUUGCAUCGUCGUUUCAGUAUUUAUUACAGAUAUAUAAGGGCUACUUUUUGAUUAAGGACUUGUUUUAACAAUAAAGUCAUAUUUUCUUGGAACAUUUUCCCUUUAACAAAGCUUAUAAGAGUACAGCAUCAGUAACUAAUAACUAGACAUUGCUCAGAAUAUCACUGAUGUUUCAAAUAACCUGUGGUGCGUUGUACAUGUCAGGCCAGGAAGAUGGUCUGCCAAGUACUUAACUAGGACCAAUUUGGAGUGCACGUUGCAUUGGCGUGUUCUUGUGAAUCCAUGUCCUUCUAGUAGUAUAGCAUAGUAGUAUGGAUAGAAAUGACGAGAAUGAUGAGAUGAGAAUAUCAUCCUGGAGACAUUGCAGAGCACAUAUAUGUACAUGCAUCAUCGUAGACACUAUUUGUGUUUUUGAUGUGUACAUAAAUAUGUGUUGAUUAAAUAAGGGGAUUUAAUGUAUUUCUGCAAACCAUCAACAACAAAAAAAUCAGUUCAGAGUCAAAUAUUCUGAUGGGAAAGUUGCUGAAAUUAGCUUCCUGGCAGGAGCUCUCGUUUGCCAACACAAUUAAAGUGUAAGACAUUAUAAGUGCAUUAGCUUAAUCCCUCCAAUCUUGGCUUGCUACAACACCAGCCUGUCAGUCAGCACAUGCAUGGGCGAGCAGAGCUGAAGAUGGAGGUGCAUAAACAAGAGUUCCUCACCUUGGAUUUGUUAUGAAAUGAAGAUAUUUGCUAAUAUCUAUUCAUUUUGAGGCUUUGACGAAGACAAUGUUGACAUUUAUUGCGCGUGUUUGGAUGUUAUGGUGGCUUUUUGAAGGUAUUUCCUCUGACGAUGACAUCACUGGUUGUGAACAGAAGCCAUGCCAAAAUGGUGGCAUAUGUGAGAGUCACGUUGGUGGUUUCAGAUGCCACUGCUCCCGGCAAACCCUAUACGGGCGUCUAUAUGGUGGGGAGACCUGCAAUGUUGCACUUUCAGGCUGUGACGGCAACCAGUGCGAAAAUGGAGGAAUAUGCUCCCCGUUACUUGUCAAUGGACAACACACUCACACCUGUACCUGCCUUGCUGGCUUUUCUGGGCCCAAAUGCCAGAUCUCGACUGUUUUUUCAUUUGAGAGCCAAGGUUACAUGUAUAUCGAGACUCCCCUUGUUGACACAGUAGCCCCGCUUAAUGUUACUCUCAGUUUCCGGACAGAAAGACCUGUUGGCACCCUCUUGCAAAGCAGAGUGGCUGACCUCCUCCUCAGUAUUGAGCUAAUGGAUGGUCAUCUGUGCCUACGCAGCCUCAGAAAUCAAGGAUCCAGCACACUGGUUCAGGAACUGCCCGCGUAUAUUUCCAACAAUAAAUGGCACACAGUGGAGGCGUCACUUGGCGGUGUGGUCAGCAUCAUCAGACUCCUCUGUACUGAGGAAAACUGCACCAGGGACACCAGCACCACACCAGUCCAUGUUCUUGAGCCUGCCUCUGCUCUCCCGCAGCCUGGGACGGUGCGCCAAAGCCUCUUCAUUGGCGCACACAGAACAGAACCCUCACUUGCUUUUCUGGGCUGCUUGAGAGAUGUGUUUGUGGACUCCCAUCUGGUGGUGCCUGUGACUUUGCUGAAAGCUUCUGACGCCCAGGUUAAUGUCACGAUGGGGUGUAACGAUAAUGGCAAAUGCGAUGACAGCCCCUGCCAGAAUCGGGGCCGCUGUGUGAGCCAGGGAUGGAGGAGUUACACGUGUGAGUGCCACAGACCUUAUGAGGGCAUCAACUGUGCAGAGGAAUACGUGACCGCAAGGUUUGGGAGCAAAGACCUGGAAAGCUAUGCUGUCUUUUCAUUAGAUGAUGAUCCAGGUGAUACUUUGACCGUAUCCAUGUUUAUUCGAACCAGGCAAGCCAAUGGCCUCCUCCUGAUCCUAGCCAACAGUACCAGUCAGUACCUACGCCUGUGGCUCCAACAGGGCAGCGUCAAAGUUCAAAUCAACAACUUUGAGACCCUGCUUGGUCAAAGUGUGGUCAGUGACGGCCAUUUUCAUCUGGUGACCGUGAAGCUUAAUGGACUGGAAGCAGAGUUGGUACAGUCUGCCCAGAGCCAAGGCUCUUUACCCAUACGUCACAUCUGGGCCCGUCGUGGGGAUCUGGUCUUCGUGGGUGGACUGGCAGACUCGAGGGCCUCUGCAACAUUUGGAGGCUAUUACAAGGGAUGUGUUCAAGAUCUCAGGAUUAACGAUAAACGUUUGCAGUUCUAUUCCAUAACAACGUCGGUGGAAUCGUACAAGCUGGAGCAGCUGAUUAGCGUUGCACCAGGGUGCAGCGGUGACGACGCCUGUGCGGUUAACCCCUGUCUCAAUGGAGGCGUGUGUUACGCCAUGUGGGAUGACUUCAUCUGCAACUGCCCCCCCAACACCGCAGGGCGGAGUUGCCAGGAGGUGAAAUGGUGUGAGCUGUCUCCUUGCCCUGCCGCUGCUGCAUGCCAGCAGAGCUCGCAGGGCUUUGAGUGUUUAUCCAAUGUAACUAUUCGGGCAGAGAGUGGAAUUUUGCACUACCGCAGCAAUGGGAAGAGAAAGCACACCAUCCAUCUCGCCAGCGUCUCCCUCAGCUUCCGCACAAGGCAGUCUACGGCCACCAUAUUGAACGCACAAAAGGGCACAACCUACAUCACCCUCUCUCUUCGGGACUCCCGUGUGGUAGUGGAGCACCAAGCCGGAGUGGACCAAAGCUCCCCCAAGAUGACUGUUCAGGGUGUGGGUUCAGUCGGUGAUGGAGAUUGGCAUUCCGUGAAGCUCAGCAAGCACAGUCAAAGCUCCAAGUGGAUCAUGGCCGUGGAUAAAAGUCGACAGGAAAUACCCAUGUUACGUGAAGGGGACUUGGAUUUUCUUAGGGAGGGAGCAGACAUCUUCCUGGGGGCAUUGAGCCUAGACUCUAUGGUGAGUCUCUCAGGGUGUCUGGGUCCUGUAGAGAUCGGAGGUCUUCUUCUUCCGUUCCACUUAGACACAGAACUGAAACUGCUCAGGCCUCAGGAAGAACAGUUUACACAGAUGAACACCAACGCCGCCCCACAUUAUGGCUGCUGGGGGGCCAGUGUGUGCGCACCGAACCCUUGUCAAAACGAAGGGGUAUGUGAGGAUCUGUUUGACCUGCAUCACUGCAAAUGUCCUUCCAUGUGGACAGGUCCGCUGUGUCAGGAACCAAGCGAUACCUGCGUCUCUAACUCCUGUAUAUUCGGAAAGUGCAGCAACAUUCCAGGAGGGCACGAAUGUGUGUGCAAUCAGGGGUACAUGGGUGAAAAGUGUGAGGUGGAAGUGGAUUUAUGUGACAAUAACAAUUGCAGCAAUGGCGCUACAUGUCUGAAAGGCUUCCAGAACUACUCCUGCCUCUGUCCCCAGAACAUGACAGGCCAAUACUGCAAUGUGAAAAUUCCCGAAGUCCCAUGGUACAUCGAAAUUAACUCUCUUCCUCUGCUGCCUGUAUCAAAAUGCAACGGCACAAGAUGGAACUUCAGCUGCUUCAAUGGAGGGAACUGUUCGGAAGUGGACAACCAAUGUCUAUGCCUGCCUGGUUUUACAGGACAAUGGUGUGAGAAAGAUGUCGACGAGUGUGCCUCUGCCCCAUGCAUGAACGGAGGGUUCUGCAUCAACUACAUCAACAGUUUCGAGUGCGUGUGUGACAUUAAUUACUCGGGUAUGCACUGCCAAAUAGAUGUCAGCGACUUUUACUUGUACAUCUUCUUGGGCCUGUGGCAGAACCUCUUCCAACUGAUGUCCUACCUCGUCAUACGCCUCGACGACGAGCCAGAAAUCGAUUGGGAAUUUCAAGUUAAUGAUUAAUUCCAAGCUUGUAAGUGCAUUAAAAAAAAAAGCGUGUUGGUUUUAAAGCAACUUUCUGCAGUGCUACUCAUGGGAUGAUUUAUUCCAUUUUCAUGAAUAUCUCCGGUGUAUGGAAACUGUUGAGGUCAGUUUAAUAAAAGUGUCAGUCGUGAA